Aedes albopictus (Asian tiger mosquito) is the source of this 639-nucleotide messenger RNA. Its product is annotated as M protein, serotype 6-like. Bases 1 to 639 code for a protein of 212 amino acids. The record is from RefSeq and is a predicted model, not a curated record. The transcript has a single exon. Lineage: Eukaryota; Metazoa; Arthropoda; Insecta; Diptera; Culicidae.
AUGAAGGAGAAGGAUGAAGUCUUGAAGGAUGAAGUCUUGAAGCAUGAAGUCUUGAAGGAUGAAGUCUUGAAGGAUGAAGUCUUGAAGGAUGAAGUCUUGAAGGAUGAAGUCUUGAAGGAUGAAGUCUUGAAGGAUGAAGUCUUGAAGGAUGAAGUCUUGAAGGAUGAAGUCUUGAAGGAUGAAGUCUUGAAGGAUGAAGUCUUGAAGGAUGAAGUCUUGAAGGAUGAAGUCUUGAAGGAUGAAGUCUUGAAGGAUGAAGUCUUGAAGGAUGAAGUCUUGAAGGAUGAAGUCUUGAAGGAUGAAGUCUUGAAGGAUGAAGUCUUGAAGGAUGAAGUCUUGAAGGAUGAAGUCUUGAAGGAUGAAGUCUUGAAGGAUGAAGUCUUGAAGGAUGAAGUCUUGAAGGAUGAAGUCUUGAAGGAUGAAGUCUUGAAGGAUGAAGUCUUGAAGGAUGAAGUCUUGAAGGAUGAAGUCUUGAAGGAUGAAGUCUUGAAGGAUGAAGUCUUGAAGGAUGAAGUCUUGAAGGAUGAAGUCUUGAAGGAUGAAGUCUUGAAGGAUGAAGUCUUGAAGGAUGAAGUCUUGAAGGAUGAAGUCUUGAAGGAUGAAGUCUUGGAGGAUGAAGUCUUGAGGAUGAAGUCUUGA